AACGGGCAUUACGAUUUUAAAUAUUAUUGUCAUAAGUUGAGUUGUGGUUGUUGAAGAUGUUACAAAAUGGUAGCGCGUAUCUGGCUCUGCGUUUUUAGUGUUGUGAUACUGCCAUAUUUGACAGCAAAACCAGUGUCAUUGAACAAACUCAUCGAGGCCGAAGAAUCUCUACCGUCUGAGAAUACACCGAGAAUAUCUAUACCAGAUAUCAUCGGGAAACCGAUUUCCUUGAAUAAGCUCCUAGAAGAGAGAAGCAAGCAACUACCACGACCGAGAACUAUUCUGUCAAAAGCAACUCAAGAUAAAACUGCAAAACAGAGAACAGGUCCCUUAGCACCAGGACUGACAAAAUUAACAAAAACAGUUUCAGGUACAAUAUUUUCCCAAAACAAGAACCUAUCUCCGCUACAUUACAGAAAAUCAUUCGAAAUCAAGUCACCAAUAAAACCAAAGAGAGUAACAUUGUUUCAAAGAACGAGUAGACUUCGGAAUCAGUCAGGGAAACGAGAGACAUACCAACAUGGUACCAUCAACAAACAGUAUAUACCGCUACUUCGCAAUCUCGGCGUGCUGUUUGAUAAUAUUCUCGGCCCAGACUCUGGCGAGACCAACUAUGAAGACUACUCCGAAAGCGAGGAGCGAGUAUGCACCUGCGUCUCCAAGAAAACUGGCCGAGAACCGCGUCAAAAGGCAGCUGCUUCUACCAGGAUUGGCGUCACUGAGACCACGCCUCCUGCCCAGACUCCCCCCACGACAACCCCUCCUCCUACCCCUGAUAACGUCAGCCCUGUCGGACGGCAUCAGAACGUAUCCCUACUAUUUACAAGAAAUACCACUAGCGUUUGGCGAAACCAUUUUGGGUUCGAUGCGGGAAGUGGGUCCCCACAUCUCGGAAGCCCUGAGGGACAUAUCUCCGGGGAUAGUGGAGAUGAUGAACGUGAUACCGGAGACGGAGAAACUGGCACCGAUCCAGAGGAUGAUGAAGAAGAUUCCCACCGUCCUCUCGGAGACCAUGCAGGAGACGAUGGACCCAGAAGAGUUAAUCCCGGAUUCGUUGGAACAUCAAUCGUAUCUCGAAAGUUUAAGACCUCGCCAAAUAAAACCGCUGAAGGUCUUGGAGGAUUCGUUCCUGAAUACGAAGGAGAAAUUCAAUUCGAAAUUCGAACAGACGAAGCAAAAGGCUCACGCGUUCUAUCAGAACCUGAUUCAGGAGUACGAGCCCCCGAAGAAGUACAAGCAGAAGAAAAAGACAAUGGCGACUCCUCUCAUCAACAAUUCAUUGUCGGAGAUGGCGAAGAUACCCAAGAAGAUCAAAAACUUCGUGGAUCAUAUGAAGGAGUGAGUUUCAAUAUGUCCGACUUGUCAGAUUUCAAUCCCAACUCGGAUCAGAAUGACAAAUAUGUUAUGAUAUACGAUGGAUAUAGUGUAGCUAGGGAUGUGAAUGGUAAAAACACACUCACAGAAAAAGCAAUUACUAUCCAUUCUUAGCUGAAGUUUAUAUUAAAAUAAUAAGAUAUUUAUGUAUA
This is a messenger RNA of Aricia agestis (brown argus), 1526 nucleotides long. RefSeq lists its product as uncharacterized. Lineage: Eukaryota; Metazoa; Arthropoda; Insecta; Lepidoptera; Lycaenidae. Bases 67 to 1488 code for a protein of 473 amino acids. The record is from RefSeq and is a predicted model, not a curated record. The transcript has 5 exons.